This is a messenger RNA of Labrus mixtus (cuckoo wrasse), 5334 nucleotides long. It is a transcript of the gene col28a1a, whose product is annotated as collagen, type XXVIII, alpha 1a. NCBI's taxonomy places the organism in Eukaryota, Metazoa, Chordata, Actinopteri, Labriformes, Labridae. The record is from RefSeq and is a predicted model, not a curated record. The transcript has 35 exons. Gene Ontology annotation, molecular function: serine-type endopeptidase inhibitor activity. Bases 140 to 3688 code for a protein of 1182 amino acids.
GAGAGCUGCUGCAGGUCUGAGUGGACCUGUGUCUGAGUGUCUCUGCAGCCUCACAGUGAAACAAUCUGCUGCUCUGACUGAUGGAUUAACCUGCAGCUCUGACUUCAUCUACACACAGGCUGAGCAGCAGGACUGAACGAUGACUUUGCGGUGGAUCCUGAAGGUUCUGAUCCUCACUUUGACUCUGUGGAGCCCGGUCAGGUGUCAGAAGAGACGGAGGAAGGGCCAGAGAGAUGACAACCAGAUCAUCAUCAAUCAGGCCAAAACCCUGAUGUGCCCGGUGGAGAUCAUGUUCAUCGUGGACAGCUCAGAGAAAGCCACAUCUCUGGUGUUUGAGCAGCAGAAGGACUUUGUCCUGCGUUUCAGCACCAAGCUGAUGCAGCUGAACUCGGCUGGCUGGCGCCUGCGCCUGCGUCUUGCCGCCCUGCAGUACAGCAGCACUGUGUCUGUCGAGCACAACUUCAGGGACUGGCAGGACGUGGACGUCUUCCAGAGCCGCGUGGCCUCCAUGGCCUUCAUCGGCCACGGCACCUACACCGCCUACGCCAUCACCAACGCCACGCAGGUGUUCAGCCGCGAAACGUCCUCCAACAGCCUGAGGGUGGCGCUGCUCAUGACCGACGGGAUGGACCACCCACGCAGCCCCAGCGCCGUGACGGCUGCUGCUGAGGCAAAGCAGCAGAACAUCGAGGUCUUCACCAUCGGGCUGUCGGAUGUGUCCAGAGAGAUUUGGUUGCUAAACUCCAUGACUACUAAACUCCGAUCCAUUGCCAGCGCCCCCCCACAGCAGCACGUCUUCAGCCUCACACAAAGCAACCUGGACGACAAACUCUAUAACGAACUGAACCUCAUAGUAAGAACUCGGUGCCCACAGACAAAGACGUGUUCAUGUGAGAGGGGAGAGAGGGGUUACCCUGGAUCACCGGGGAAACCAGGCGAGCCGGGGUCCGACGGAGCUCCAGGUCCAAAGGGAUCCCGCGGGGAGGCUGGAAUUAAUGGACGACCAGGAAUGGAGGGCCUCGAGGGUCGACAAGGCAACAGAGGGGAAAAGGGGGAACAGGGGGAAUGUGGUGCCCCGGGUAAAAUGGGAGAACAAGGUGCACUUGGACCUCCUGGUUCUAAAGGCCAAAGAGGAGAGCAGGGAGUCAACGGAGGAUCCGGAGACCAGGGUCCAGAAGGGCCGUCAGGACCCAAAGGUGACCGAGGACCAAGGGGGGCACCUGGACCUGCAGGAGAUAAUGGAGUUGGCUUCCCUGGUUCCAAGGGUGACAAAGGGAACCAAGGAAGACCGGGGCCUCCUGGAUCGAUGGGCAGGGGUGAGCCAGGCGCCCCGGGUCCAGCAGGGCCACAGGGGAUGCAAGGAUCUCCAGGUUUUUCCGGUGAAGGUCUUCCAGGACACAAGGGUGACCGGGGUUACGAGGGUCCUAAAGGAAGCCGUGGACCUCCAGGACUCGGGUACAAAGGUGAAAAGGGAAACACCGGAGCCCAGGGGCUGCCGGGUCUGGUGGGGUUUCCAGGAGCAGGAAUCCAAGGAGAAAAGGGGGAUCAAGGACCAGCUGGGCCUUCUGGUCCCAGAGGACCUCCUGGACUGGGUAUAGUUGGACCAAAGGGGGACCAGGGCUUCCCCGGAGAGUCUGGACCUCAGGGACACAGGGGGGUUGGUGAGCCAGGACCAAAGGGGGAGCCGGGGCCUGACGGGACUUCUGGGAUACCGGGCAUUCCUGGUGAGGACGGAGCUGUGGGGCCAAAGGGGGAGAUGGGGUUGCCAGGACUGCGAGGCCUCGAGGGAGCACCUGGGAAAGGUAUCCCUGGAGAAAAGGGCGACAGAGGUGAUCGUGGGACGAGGGGGCUGUCGGGGUCGCCUGGCCCAGUUGGACCUGCUGGAGCUAAGGGGGAACCCGGCAGCACGGGAAUGAUGGGCCUACCUGGACCUUCUGGGCGUGGCUUACCAGGAUCAAAGGGAGAUCUCGGGCCUGUUGGACUCGCUGGACCUGUAGGAGAACCUGGACUUGGAAUAAUGGGGCCAAAGGGUAAUAAGGGAAAUCUUGGACCUGUCGGGCCACCAGGAAUAAAGGGAGAUAGCUUGCCGGGGCCACAGGGUCUGCCUGGCUUACCAGGAGUGCAAGGAGAGAUGGGACCUGAAGGGAAAGGAUUACCCGGACAUAAGGGUGACAGAGGCUUACCUGGGGUACCAGGUCCAUCAGGUCCUCCUGGAGUUGGACUUUAUGGACCUAAGGGCUCUAUGGGGCAGCCUGGAUCUCCAGGCCUUCCAGGACAUCCAGGAGAGGGCAUCCAAGGACCAAAGGGAGAGCCUGGAUAUCAUGGAAUAGUGGGCCCUAGAGGGGCACCAGGGGAUGGCCAUCCAGGGGAGAAGGGUGAUAGAGGCAUUCCUGGAGACCGAGGGAAGAAAGGAGAGAAGGGGGACCAUGGAGAACCUGGAUCUACAGGACAGAUGGGGAAUCCUGGAGAAAAAGGGGAGCCUGGCCUAACAAGAGAUGAAGUCAUCCGGAUUAUAAAAGAGAUUUGUGGCUGUGGGAUGAGGUGCGGAGAGAGUCCUCUGGAGCUGGUGUUUGUGAUCGACAGCUCUGAGAGCGUGGGACCAGAAAACUUGGAGUUGGCGAAGGACUUUGUGAAUGCUGUCAUCGACCGGAUGUCGGUGAGCAAAGAGGCCACUCGAAUCGGUGUGGUUCUCUACAGCUACGUGGAGAGGGUGGUGGUGAGUCUGCAGCAGCAGUUAAGCCAAGAGGAAGUGAAGGCUGCGGUGAGGAUGAUGCCCUACCUGGGCGAGGGCACCUUCACGGGCAGGGCCAUCCAUCGGGCCCACCAGCUGUUCCAGCACUCGCGGCCCGGUGUGAGGAAAGUGGCCGUGGUUCUGACAGACGGGCAAACGGACCCCAGUGACCAAAUGCAGUUUGAGGAAGCGGCGACAGAGGCCCACGCGGAGGGGAUCAGGAUGUUUGUCAUCGGCGUGAUGAGCAGUACCGCCCAUUUUUAUGAAGAGUUCAAAGCUGAGAUGAAUGCUAUCGCCUCGAAUCCUGAUGAAGAGCACGUGUACCUCAUCGAUGACUUCAGGUCACUUCCCACUGUAGAAAUCCAAAUACUGAGUCAGAUCUGUGAGCAGGAAGACACAAUGCCACGUCUUCCCAACACUGUCUUAAUACCUGUGAAGAAGCGACCGGAUUCUACACAAGGCGGCGUCUCGAUAUCGAUCCUGGGCGAGGAAAUCGAACAAGCUCUGCCUUUCAUCUCAACUGAUGAAGUGACCCCACAGUCUCAAGAGUCCGGGCGGGUCGACGAGAACCUGAUUGACUCGGACGUGUCGGUGGAUCCCUGGAUCCAGCUGCCAGACAGGAAGUUUGUCUCUUCUGGUGGCUUGGGGCAGCAGAGCCCGGGGGUGAGCUCGGUGAUGGGUCCUCAGACUCCGAGCGCCAGACUGUACGAGGCAGAGAGCACGCAGGCUCCAGUCAGCCCUCCUCCUCCUGCUGCUCCCCCUCUGACGGACUCAGCGAGGCCAGAUGAGGGGUGCAGUCAGCCUCUGGACCCCGGUCCCUGUCGUCAGUACGUGAUGAGGUGGUACUACGACCCCGUGGCCAACGCCUGCGCUCAGUUCUGGUUCGGAGGCUGCGAGGGAAACAGGAACAACUUUGAGUCCGAGGCCGACUGCAUGACCUCCUGCGUCUACACGUAACAGAGUGUGUGUGUGUGUGUGUGUGUGGAGGAAAGUGUGUGCAACGCGGCGUCACGGAGGAACAGAGAGGACUGAUGACGAAACAGCGCUCAGGACGGCUGAGGUCACACACUGUGGGCGCAGCCGAGACGAUACAGAGGAGACGGGGACAGGCUGUGGUCACACUGCAGGUGCUUCUGCUCAAUUCUGAACUGCUGCACACAUACUCAUUAGACCUGCACUGUAGGUAUACCUGCAUUAAACACCUGUACAAGCUGACAGGAGCAUCAAAAGGACCAGCUGGAAGAAAAAAAAAAACAUCCACAAUGCUUAUUAUUUCACUUUCACUUUAUUUCUAUUGUGUUUAAGUUGUUCCACUGUUUAGUCCUAAACUCAGUCUCUUUGCGUUAUCUGUGCUCACUGAGACAAACACCUGUGAUCCUAGGAAAAAAGUAUUUCAUUAACCAGUAUGUGUCAAACUGUUUUUAUUAGUAGAUAAAUAAUCCACACGACCAAUAGGAUGUCCCACACACAGCCAAUCUACGUGCUCGGGAGCCGGUCGGUUGCAGGAAUAUACAGUAAAAAACAUUUUUUAAUAAUCUGCCGACCACUCAAAAUAUCUUCACUGAGACGUUUUUUUUGUGAGAGAACAAGUUCCACCUGUAGGUUCCUCCUGUUUGCCCAGCAACUGAGAAAGCUACAGGGGAAGUGCGAUUCUCACAGGAGCGUGUAGAUUGGCUGUGCUUGAGGUACUGACAGUUUUCAGUUGUGUUAGUUAAGUUUCCGUCACUUAAGUGUCACAUUAUUUGGACAGAAAUGUGUAAAUGUAAACGGGGACUGGCGGCACUGCAGAACCAUCUCGCAAGAAACCCUCUCGUUUUCUGUCACUUUGCAUUAUUGUCACAGUUCCCAGUAGAUGUAGAUGCCGCCUGUCGGACUAGCAAAAGCCUCUGAGCUGAUGAAACAUCAGUACAUAGCCUCUCCUAUAGGAGGAGGAGGAGGAGAAGGAGUGUACUGCUGCAUUAGCAAACACAUUUUAUCAGCCAAUUCAUCAUUUAGACCCCAAAACAUGCACACAAAAAAUACAUCCCAGGUGAAAAACUUGAGGAUAGCCCUUUAAUAUGUACGUCUAGAUCAGUGGUUCUCAACUUGCCUAGCGUUAGGACCCACCACCUACGCCUUCAUGAAAAUGCAGUUUGGACCUCAGAUGGUACAAAACAUGUGAUGGAACGAAGCGAUGGAACUAAACCAACAUGUUUGAAGAGCGCUUCAUAGACUUUUUGACACUGUUUUUUUUUCCCAGUCACAGUCACAUUUUCACGACCCGCUGAAAAUGGCUCCGCGACCCACUUUUGGGUCCCGACCCUCCAAUUGAGAACCACUGGUCUAGGUCCUGUCACUUCAAUAACAAGUUGCCAUUUGGAGUAAAUGGAGAUGUGCUGCUGCCUCAUAAGAUAGCAAACAUCAGAAUCCAGUCUGGGUUGUGAGUGGACUUUGCUGUAUGUAUUCUUUAGUUUACGAGGCCAACAGUUCAGAAAACAUUUUUUAUUUCAUGUAAGGGUUCUGGGUUUGGGUCCUCUGUGCUGAUAACUCACUGUGUAAGCUUCUCUUGUCUUCUCACAUCAUGUUGUAGCUUCUCCAUGUUGUAGCUCAUUUAUUAGAAUUGU